Lipotes vexillifer (Yangtze River dolphin) is the source of this 591-nucleotide messenger RNA. Its product is annotated as growth-regulated protein homolog gamma-like. The transcript is spliced from 4 exons. Gene Ontology annotation, cellular component: extracellular region. Gene Ontology annotation, biological process: defense response; immune response; chemotaxis. The coding region runs from base 1 to 591 and encodes 196 amino acids. NCBI's taxonomy places the organism in Eukaryota, Metazoa, Chordata, Mammalia, Artiodactyla, Lipotidae. The record is from RefSeq and is a predicted model, not a curated record. Gene Ontology annotation, molecular function: chemokine activity.
AUGGCCCGCGCCGCGACCCCCGCCGCCGCCCGCCUCCUCCGCGCCGCGCUGCUACUUCUGGUCCUGGUGGCCGCCGGCCGGCGCGCAGCAGGGGCGCCUGUGGUCACCGAACUGCGCUGCCAGUGCCUGCAGACCUUGCAGGGGAUUCACCUCAAGAACAUCCAGAGCGUGAAGGUGACGCCCCCGGGACCCCACUGCGGCCAAACGGAAGUCGUAGCCACUCUCAAGACUGGUCAGGAAGUUUGUCUCAACCCUGAAGCUCCCAUGGUUAAAAAAAUCAUCAACAAGAUGCUAAAGAAUUCCCUCUCCUCCCUCCUCCCUCGCCUUAACUACCUUUCCCCCACGCCCUCCCCGACGGCGCGGAUUACGCGGGAGGCCCGCGGGGCCGCGCCCUCCUUCCGGACCCCGGAGCGCCAGUGCGUCGGGGAAUUUCCCUGGCCCUGGGCUGCCAGCCCCUGUCCGAUCGGGAUAAAAGGGCUUCGCUGUCCUAUCGGGAUAAAAGGGCUUCGCCCGGCUCGGGGAAGCCACAGAAUCCGCCCCGCCAGCCCUCCAGCCUGCCUUCCCGCCGCAAGCAGCGACCCUCCGAGCUGA